Molecule: messenger RNA, 13260 nt
Organism: Trypanosoma conorhini
Lineage: Eukaryota; Euglenozoa; Kinetoplastea; Trypanosomatida; Trypanosomatidae
Exons: 1
Coding region: 1-13260 (4419 amino acids)
Molecular function (GO): protein binding
Source: RefSeq, a predicted model, not a curated record
AUGUCGCAGGAGGGGGAGAGCAGCAUCCGCUGCCACGCGGUUGUGCUGCGGGUGGGGGAGGUGUUCGGCGAGUUUGGGUUCGAGUUCGACAGCGCCCACCUCGCCAACGACGUCACCGCGGUGACGAAGUGGCGCCUCCGCCUCGACCUGGAGGAGUUUGACGGCGUCCCGACGACGUGCUUCGACGAGGAAUUGCCGGUGGAGAAGGCCCGCAAAGUCGUGAAGUUGCGGGCCGGCAGGUUUUACCUCGCGCGGGUUCGCGUGUACUCGGCGGACACGAUGACGUGGAGCGCCUGGUCCGCGACCGCGCGCACCGGCACCCUGCACGCCGUCGUGGGCCAAAUCAAGGAGAUCGGCGAGGACUACGUGCGGGUGCAGUGGAAUCGCCCCCCGCGGGACACGGCCAACACCGUCCCCGAGCGGGACGCAGAGGCGACGCAAAGCAUCGCGGACAUUUCGGACUUCGAGCUGCGCAUCAUUCGCGAGGACGACAUGGUGCAGGAGUUUUGCGACCGCUUCGCAACCGGGGUGCGGAUGUACACCGUGCGUGGACUGCAGUCCGGCGCCGCCUACAUUGUCAUGCUUCGCUACAAGACGCUUAUCAACACUAUGAAAAACUGGACAGAGGUGGACCGCUUCUACACGAAACCGCGAAAUGUCAUCUCGCUCGUCAGCCGGGGCGAGGAUGCAGUGAAGGUGAGCUGGUGUCUCGGGCCGAGCCCCGUGGACGCCGUGGGCUACACGGUCCCGAAGACCUCGCUCUACCGCUACGAGGUCUCGUAUGAGGGGGAGGACGCCGCGAUGAGCCCGGUGCAGCUGCCGGAGCAGCAGUGCGAGUACCGUGUGGAGGGCCUGACACCAGGCACGCUGUACACCUUCUAUGUACGUAGUUUAACCGUAGAGGGAAUUUGGGGCAACCGCUCCGACCCAUUUAAGGUGCGUACGGCGGACACUCCAGCGCUCUCCGUCGUUGCCGCCGGGGAGACGUUUCUCUCCUUCACGUGGAUGCGGGCACAUGACGAGCCCGAGGAGUCCAAGGUGGAGUUCUGCCUCCAGAGCCUCACGUCGAGGUACAAGCAGCAGGAUGUCCGCGCUAUUGGCCCACGCGCGGAGGACAAAGUUAUUCACCUGGGCGGACUUACCGCUGGAACCGAGUACAGCGCCUCGAUCCGGACCUUCCUGCAGGGCGAGUGGGGCCUAUGGACGGAGCCGCAGCGGUUCCGCACCCAGUCCAAGGUCACCUUGAACUUUCUCGAACGCGGCGAGGACUUCUUUACCCUCGCUCUGGAGGACCAAAGUCAAUCCUCCGCUGUGGCGCACCUCAACGUCGUGGUGAUGCGGAUUGGUAAAGGGGAUGAACGGUCGGUGGUGCUGGACGAGGAAAUUGAGCGUAAGCCGAAUGAGCCAGGCUUCCGCGUGGGCUCACUGCAGUCUAACACCGUGUAUGAGGUGAAGUGCCGACGCUGGCAGCACAAUCGUGUCACAGGUGAUGAGGGAUGGGGCGAGUUUACCGCGCCGAUACAAAUGCAGACGUUGCAGCACUUGGCCUUGCAUGUGUGGGACAUCGGCGAGGACUUCGCCCAACUCGUUUGGCGCCGUGGACUCUCGGAGGCGGCGCCGGCGAAUAUCUCGACGAAGCAGCCGUUUCCAGAUUUAAAGUACGAGGUGGUGGUGGGCUGCAUGGAUACGGGGGAGGAUGCUAUUGUCCACCGCCAGGUGCUGCAGACGAACUACACCAUUACCAACUUGCGUCCCGCCACAACCUACAUCGUCUCCGUUCGCGCCUGUGAUGAGAAGGAACAGUGGGGGCUGUGGAGCCAGGUGCGGCUGCGUACGCUCGCCUCCGUUGCGACGUCUGUUCACGAGAUUGGGGAGGACUUCGUUAGACUCAUGUGGCAGCGGGAGAACAUCGAUGACGAGGAGAACGUCAGGAACAGCGGCAGCAGCAGGAAUGAGGACAAGCUUCCCGAGUGCAGCAACCGGGUUGUGGAGAGUGUGACCAAUGCUGACAUGUUUGUCUCCCGAUACGCCGUGUUUGUGUGUAGUCGCGAGGAUGGCGAGUCGAUUCCGAGUACGUUGAGCGGGUAUCACCUUGGGGGAAACUCGGAGGUCGCCCGCUACGAGAUUGUCACCAGCGAGCACACUUCCUUGCGCGUGAAUGAGCUCCUUCCUGAUCGAGAGUACGUGGCGGUGGUGCGGGCGUCAACGGCGACAGGGAAGUGGGGACUUUGGAGCAGCCCGAUGCGCUUCCGCACCAACCCGCAGUUCCGCAUCCCAGUCAACAACCUCACCAUUGGGGAAAACUACGUCAACCUUGUCUGGAGCCGCGACGCCCACCCGGUGGUGGACAAGGGCGUCUUCCUCGGGGACCUCAGCGUGACCGGGCAGCAGCUCCGCAUUCACGGCGUGGACACCCCGUAUUCGAAGGACCACACGCUUCCCGCGGAACUGCGCGAGCUGAAGAUUUACGGCCUCUCUCCUGCCACGGCGUACACCAUUCAAAUUCGCGUCUGUGGCAAAGGAGGUGAUUGGGGGCGUUGGAGUCCGCCGGUGCACAUUCUCACCCGCGACACCAUCCUGACAAGGGCCGUGGAGGUGGCGGAGGACUACAUCAUUAUUACCUGGGAGCGUCGGAAGGUGGCGAACCCCAAAAAUUACCCCACGGGACGCGGCAUCGUCACCUCCUACCACCUCCGCGUGUACAACAGCGCGGGUAUUCACUCCGAGGUGUUUCUCGGCGACGGGGAUUCCCCCUACCGCAUCUCCAACAUGACGCCAGACACGUACUACUGCGUCGAGAUGAAGGCGAACUACAACGACGAGGAGUGGGGGCUGUGGAGCACCCCCAUGUGGUGCCUCACGAUGAAGACGCUGGAGAUUAAGACCAAACUCAUUUCUGAAGAGUUCUGCUGCAUCGUCGUGCGCCGCCCGUUCCAACAGAAGCGGCUCCCAGAGGACGAUGGCAACCGCGCCAGCGACGACCGCAUUAUUGCGUUUGGGCAGUUUCGCCCAAAUCUCAUGCUCUGUGUCACGUCGCCCAUUCUUAAUCCGACGCCGCACAUCUCCACGGGCACCGUGCGGGCGCGCCACCAAAAUUCCUCCCUGCCACCCGACUCCUCGGACCAUCGACUCAUCUACCAGACGGAGAUUCUCUGCGCCUCGGACGACACCGACCACACCAUUCCAAACUUGCGUUCCAACACGGUGUACAGUGUGUCGGUGCGCUCGAAGCUUGUAAACGGUGAGUGGGGUAUUUGGUCACAGCCCUCACUGUUAUUCGCCACGGUCCCCGCAACCCAGGUGGAGUUUACCGAUAUCGGCGAGAAGUUUGUGAAGGCGGACUGGAAGCGAAGCCGACAACAGAUUCCUCCACAGGUGAAGGACCCUACCGCCGUGAAGUGCGGGCUUGGGACCAUCAGCGCCUCGCGUGUGAAGGUGCGUGAGAUUGGUGGCUCAUUCCAGCGAACGUACGAGCUGAACAAUUCCUUGACCACACUGCGCAUCGAUGGUCUUUCCCCUGCCUCGACGUACGCCGUUUCUAUACAGACAUACAAUGACAACUAUGAAUGGGGCGUUUGGUGUGAGGAGGAAAAGUUUCGCACGAUCCCUGGUAUGGAUAUUGCCGUGCAGCACAUUUCCGAAGACGCCGUGUGGGUUGCCUGGGCGCGCAAGUUAGAUAUUUCAAAUUUUGUAAACUACGACACGGCUCUUAACGUGGAUGUUGUUCCUGCAGCUUACGAGAUCAGCAUCGUUGGUGGCGGUCAUUUUAAAUACACCAAAGAGAUGGAUACCAGUACGCUGUUUUUUCGUGGUUUACAGCCGGAUACGGUGUACAAUUUUCAGGUCCGGGCGCAGUCCUUUGGAACUCAGGAGUGGGGACUUUGGUCUACCCAGCCCUUUCGCACCAAACCCCGACUGCGUGUGACGUUUGGAAACGUGGGCGAACACUUUGCAGUCGUGGAGUGGCGUCGCCAUCUGCCCACCUCGGUUGGGGAGCGCGACGUUAACACCGUCGUGGAGUCCGAGGAUGUGGUCCAGCAAUUCCGACUAAAGGUGGAGCGUGCCGGCAGCAAGGUUCCCUACGUGUAUGACUUGAGUCCAUACAUCAGCAGUUUUCGUCUCAAGGACCUGCAACCCUCGUCGGAGUACCGUGUAUGGCUUUGCGCCAAGGGAUUUGAGGGUGUGUGGGGGUUCUGGAACGACGAGGCCCGGGUUCGCACUUUGCCCAAACUGGAACUGGACGUUACUGCCAUCGGUGAGGACUACGUGACCGUCUCCUGGAAGCGCGGAAAAUGGGUGGGGGACACGGUGGGGGACACGGAGGCCUCUGUGCGGGAGGUGGAGGGCGCCGUGAGCGGCUACAAGGUGCGGGUGCUGGACGAAGAAGGGAUGGAGGUGGUCUCGCGGUACAUCGGAUUCCGGGAGACCUCCUGCACCCUUGCGCCGCUUCGGCUUUCGAGCGCCUACUCCGUCGAGGUCGCGGCGAAGGACACCUACGACGAGUGGGGCCUGUGGAGUGACGCGAAGCGGUUUCUGACGCUCGAGGCGGUGGACCUGCGGAUUCUGCGCGUGGGCGAGGCGUUCACGGAGGUGGAGUGGGGCCGCUGCCGCGAACUCCUGCGCCGUCGACGUGCCCGGCGUGGGACCGCCCGGCGACCCAAGUCCAUCUCCUCGUCGGAGGACAAUCGCUCUGGCGGGGCCGUCGCGACGUACGCGGCGGAGGCCGCACACAGCGAGGGCGCGGACGUCUCCCGCGACGACGACAAGGACGCCGAGCGAGAGGCGUCUGGCGCAGGCCUCGGGGGCGGCUCUGGUGACGAAGCUUUGGCGCGCCCCGAGGAGGCGCACGCGGAGGAGGAGGGACAUUACUUCCGCGAAGACCUCAGUGAAGACGAGCUCGAGGCGAGGGAUGAGGAGGACGAGGAGGACGAGGACGAGGACGAGGACGAGGACGAGGAUGACGACGGUGCCCUGCUUCGUGGCGACGACGGCGUGCUACAGUGGCACUUGCGUGUCCAGGGGCAACGCAUUUUUGGUGGCCAACCCGGUACCGAGGACUUUGCAGAGUUGUACGUCCCUGCCGAGGAGCUACAGCGCAUUAUCGACGCGUUGCUGCCGUAUGCCGCCUAUUCGGUGUCUGUGCGGGGGCAAGACAAGGGAGGUGCGUGGGGUCACUGGAGCCCGCCACGCAAGCUGGUGACGUGUCCUCUUUUGGCGCUCACGGCCGACAGCGUCACCGAAACAUUCAUUUACGUCUCAUGGAGCCGGCCGCCUGCGAAACAGACGCUACCAGAAGGAUUUAUAUGUUUUCCACCUGCGACAGACAUCCAUAAUUAUCAGGUGCACAUUGAACCGCUUGCGACGGAGCCACCGUUUGAUGAAGAGGAUGAGCCUCUUGUGGCUGGUGCACGGGUGUAUGAGACCUCUCAGCCAUCCCUGCGUUUGUUUAACCUCGCCCCGGGCGUACGCUACCGUGUCGUGGUUCGGGAACAGAUGGUUGAUGCGCAGGGUGAGUUCGUGCCAGACGCGUGGGGAUGCUUCUCUGCGAUGCAGGUGGUGGAGACGGUCAACCCAAUGCGCGUGGUCCCAAUCGAGAUUGGAGAGGAUUACUGCCUUGUGGGGUGGCAUCGGGUGCAGCGGCUGGCGGACAUGGCGUCCGACAUCAGCCUCGUCACGGGACUGGGGAAGGUCACGGCGUACGAAAUGCGCGCGGUGCGACUGGACGAGAAGGCAAAGGAGACUUACCAUGGACCACUGGCGCUGGAUACGGUUGUGCCGCUGGAGCCGAGUGAGACCUCCUACCACCUGGGGAAUUUGGUGAGCAACACCAUCUACGCCGUGAGCAUCCGCGCCCAGACGGAGGGCUACUGGGGGCCGUGGAGCACCACCACAAAGUUUGUGUCGCAGAGUCGCCUGCAGGUGAAGGUGCUUGCCGUGUACGAAGACGUCUUUGUCGUCAGCUGGAGCCGUCCGCUGCCCGAGUGGGCGCUCUCACGCGCCGACUACGCCAACCCUGGCGGCCGCCCCGGCUCCUCGCCACGGCGGAAGACCGACGCGGAUGCAGUGGAGCAGGAGGCGGCGGAGCGGGACACAAAAGACGACCCGAACAGCAACGACAACAAUAACAACAGCGGUAACAACGGCUGCUCUCGCUGGGAGGGCAGCAGUGACGACUUUGACGCCGUCCUGGUCAGUGACUACUCCGUGGAUCGGUAUGAGUUGUACGUGGAGGGAGUCACGUGCGACCUGCAGCAGUGCCUUACGCUGCCGAAGGAGAAGAUGUCGGUGCGCAUCUCGGGGCUGGAGCACAACCAGAUUUACUCCGUGUGUAUUCGCUCGCAGAGUGAGAAGCAGCACUGGUCGAUGCUGUCGCGGCGGGAGUCGUUGCUGACGCUCACGCCCAUGUGCGUUGAGCUCUCCCACUACACGGAAUCCAUUGUCCUGCUGCGGUGGUUCCGUGCUCCGCAGGACAUCAUGAGUUACGACGCCCUGUUGCAAAGUCGCCGUGCGGAGGAGGAGCGACGGUGCGACGAGCGUGAGCGGCAGGACCUCUUUGAGUUAAAGCGACGCGCGCAGGAGAUGGAGGAGUUGGCGGAACGCAAGUAUUUGAGUGACCACUUGGCGGUGCGGCGAGAGCACAACGCCGCGCGUCGCAUGGAUGCGGUGCAUCACUUGCAGGCGGAGAACGUCGCCCUGGGCGACGCCGAGGUGACGGGCUACCAGCUGAAGUUUAUGGGGCAGGUUGGGGGAUGCAUGCCCUCCAUUCCGGGACUCCAACGCAUGCUGCUGCAGCAACGCCGGCCGCACUCGGCGCGGCGGCGGCGACCAGAGAACACGCGAAAGGUGUCAAGCAGACAGCGACGGCAGCCGAGCCCGGAGGAGAACGCCGAUCGCGUUUCGGCUGAGGCAUUGACGGGCGGCGGCGGCGGCGGCGGCGGCGGCGUGCCAGCCGCCGGGCCCGGCGACGAGGGCCUCGCCAGGGAGGAGGCCCCGCUUAUCGACGUCCAGCUGGGCGCACACGUUAUGAGUGUCACGGUGAAGGACUUGGCGCCGUGCGCCCGGUUUGCCGUGCAGCUGCGCGCCCGCAAUGCGGCGGGGGAGUGGUGUCCGUGGAGCCAGCGCGAGAGCUUCACGGCGCUUGAGCUUAUCGAGCUUCACCAGAAUCGCUUUGGAGAGCACUACAUCAACUUGUACUGGCACCGCCUUCCCGCCGCGUUCAGGCGGCGAAUGGACGACGAUGAGGCGCGGCUGCAGGAGCUGAACAGGGAGUUCAGCCACAUGUCGCCCAAGGACCUUGAGGACAAGAAGCGGGAGCUGCCGGAGUCGGAGUACAAUGCGCUGCUGGAGGGGCUCAAGGGCUGGCGCGACCUGAAGCGUUACGUGGCAAGCGUGCAGUCGCAGCUGUCGCGUGGACUUGGGGAGGUGGUGGUGCAUGAGGCCACCCCGGUGAGGGGGUACCAGCUGCGCAUCAUCCACGAGAGUGGGACCUUCAAGGACUACUACAUCGACGGCAGCUCCAACGGCAGGAGCAACGGCCACGGCACGAGCGACAGCGCCACCACCGAGGCCGCCACUUCCGCCACCACCGACACCGCAAUUUCGAUCAACGGCGCCUACACCGUGACCGGGCUGGUGUCGAAUACCAUGUAUAUUGCCCUGCUGUGCGCCGACUAUGGCUUCGCAUGGGGGCCGUGGGCGGCGCCGCUGCGAUUUAUGACACAAAAUCUUAUCCAACUCUCCAUCACGUACAUCUCGGAGGUGUUUGUCGACAUUGAGUGGUACCGGGCCCCCAACAAGCGCCUCCCACCCGAUGAGGAGGGCACCGUACUGACAAGCGACGCCGUCUCAAGCGAGGCACGCGUGUGCCAAGUCCGUAUCACCUGGGAGGACGAGGAGAAUGACGGUAAACUCAUGGAGGAGUACCGCACAAUGCGCUCCUUUAACGUGUUUCGUGUUGACAAGCUACGCACAGACACAAAGUACACCUUUGCCGUCCGUGAGUGGGAUGCGGAGGGGGAUUGGGGUCUGUGGUGCGCCCCAAGGACAUGCGUGACGUUGCCCGGAAUGCAAUCAAUUGUGAAGGAGCUUGGUGAGGACUGGGCGGAGUUCGCAUGGUACCGCAAGGACCGACGCGUCGACUAUGACGAUGACCUCGACGUCCUGCAGUACGACCUGGAAAAGCUCUCCUACUACGUGCGGGUUCAGGAACUGCCGGAGACCGAUGCGGAGGGUGAGGCACACAUGGUGCCCUGCGAGGAGCCGCGAGAGAGCCCGGCGGAUGCGGCACUGGCAGAUGAGAUGGAGGACAUAUUUGCCUCCAACCAGCUUCUGCGGGGGGUGCUACCACGGCAGGAGCACCCUGUGGAGUUUGUGGGGGAGCGGCAUGGCCGUCAGUAUCUGAUUCGGCGCUUUGACAAGGACACCACGCACUUUCGCCUUGAGAACUUGCGCCCAGACCGAUUCUACAAUCUGCAGGUGAUGUGUGAGACGCCGGGGGAUCGCCUGGGUGCGUGGAGCAGUGACCAGCACUUCCUCACCAUGUCGAAGAUCAAGCUGUCAGCGCAGAACAUUGACGAACAGUACGUGGAUCUCUCCUGGCAACGCCUGCCGCCGCGAGAGCACCCACGGCUAAAUAUGAGUCAGGUCUUUACAGGACACUACGUGACGAUCGCAUACGUACUGGAGGUGAAGGGUGCCGAUGGAUUUUACAUGCGUGAGCAGCUGCAGGGUCACCUCAACAACUCUUACCACCUCAAGGGUCUCGCGUUGAAUACGGUGUACAGUGCCAGGGUGUACUCUAUCAAUGACGUGGAUGUGCAGAGUCUGUGGUCGGAGACGUUGCGCGUCGUGACGCUUGACCGUGUGAAGGUGCAGCCAACCGAGAUCUCGGAGCAGUCCAUCAUGCUGGAGUGGGGGCGUGAGGAGCAGCGGCCGGCGUGUGCAGAGACGGGCGGUGAAUACGACCCCGCAAUUUGUGUUGGGAGACGGGAGUGUGGCAGCUAUCUCUUGCGCGUCCACCAGGGCGGGGAGUGCGCCCGUAACCUCUUGCUUGAGAAGAGCUUUCCUGGCGGCGUCUGCAACUUUUCUCUGGCCUCGUUGGCCCCAAACACGCCGUACGUGGUUUCCGUGCGGGCGACGAACCUCCUCGGGGAGUGGGGGCUGUGGUCGGAGGAGCGCUGCGUGUACACCAUGAAGCUCAUCUGCGCCGAGGUUGCCGCCGUGGGGGAGGACUACAUCCGCUUCUUCUGGACACGCGAGGAGCCAGACGAGCUGCAGAUUGGGGGGGACGGGCAGUGCUCCCCGCGGCAGUUCAACAAAGGCGGCACCGACGCCUCCGUCACGGAGUUGGGUGAAGAGGCGGAUGCAACCGCAGCCGCAGCCGCAGCCGGCGGGGGCGACGCGAACGAGAACGACGGCGGUCGCGAGCGACGAGUCAGUGGCGCCGUGGAGGGCGUCUCGGGGGGCGCCACGCCGCACCCGCCGGCAGAGACGAAUGCCGAGGACGCCUUUUCGCACCCGCAGCCGCUGCGCAACGCGAUCCGCAAAAAGUACCCGCUAAUGGAUUGCCCAGAGCGCAAGACGGUGGUGUACAAAAGUGCCAAGACAAAAAUUGAGAUGUACGCGGUGAGUGUGCGGGGCGCAGACGGGGGUGAGGACUACACCAUUGAGGUGCCUGGGGAUGCCACCAGUUUUACCGUUCCCUCGCUGCGACCGGACACGCGCUACUUACUGGCGGUUUCUGCCCGCUACGGCAGCGGCGAGUGGGGCGUCAGCAGCGCCUACGUCACGAGUGGCACGCUGAACCUCAUCACGGUGGAGUUGCGGGGGCUUGGCGAGGAUUACUUGACCGCCGCAUGGCAGCGACUGCCCAUCACCUACGACGCGAACUCGGUAAAUUUUGGGCGCAGCGAGGACACCGUCUUUUACGAGAUCGCGGUGCAUGACUUCACGGAUGUUUCCUUUGGUGAAGAGGACGCGGCGGAGCUGACGCCUCGGCUGAGGCGCACCGUGUUUGUGCCGGCAAAGGCUCGGUCCUGCACCGUCAAGGAACUACUCUCCCAUCACCGCUACCGUGUCUGCGUUCGGCGGUGGUACAAGCCGCUUGAGGCGUUUGUGGAAGAUGCCCCGGUGGAGGUUCCGCGGACGGACGACGAGCAGGUGCUGGAGGGGAUACAGCGCAGCCGCGCCUCGCCUGGGACGUGGGGCGAGUGCCUCUACGACGUGACGCUGCGUGACAUGGUGUGUAUCAUGGAGGACAGCGCGGAGGACUUCUUUGUGGUGCGCUGGGAGCGGGACCCCCGGGCACAGGCGUUGCCCGUUCGCAACUCAUUUGCCCAGAUGCCUGUGCAGGGAUACCACCUCCGCAUUGACGAGGUGACGCCGGAGGGCGCCGUGCUUGACGCGAGCACCGCGCCCGUGCACAUUGACCAGUCGCUUGAUGCCCAUGAGACGUUCUUCACGGCGCAGAACCUGCGGCCCGACGGCUUGUACCGCAUUGAUGUGCGCUGCUGCGUGGACAACAUCUGGGGUCACUGGAGCCGCAAUCUCUUUGUGCGGACGCUGCCGAAACUCGUCAUUGAUAUCGCCAACAUUGGGGAAGACUACGCAUCCUUUUCCUGGCAGCGACCACGUCGUAGUUUAUCCCUUCCGGAUGGCACAGAGGUGUUUUGUGGCAGCGGCGAUAACAUUGACCGCUUCCACCUCGAGGUGGUGGGGAUUGACCACAGGUUUCACGUAAGCAAGAAGUUCAAGGCAACACGCAACACAUAUCGCGUAAAACAUCUGGAGUCAAAUAACGUGUAUUCCGUGACUGUACGCUCGUCCGACGCGCGGCGCGACGUGUGGAGCUUGUGGAGCGAUCGCGUGCUCUUCGCCACACUGAAGCCGAUGCAGUUGACCGUUGGGCCUGCGGCGGAGCAGUUUGCCGUGGUGGAGUGGGAGCGUGAGGAGCAGACGCCCGAGGAGUACACUGAGACGGUGGGCGAGGGGGGCGGCGUCGUGCAGCUUGGCAGCCCCGAAGUGAUCGCGUACCAGCUGUGCGUUUUCUUCAGCCAACACACCCCCUCGCUUGCUGUGGUCGACAAGCAGUUCCCGAAGGAUGUCACCCGCUACUGCCUUGGCUCUCUCGCGGCCGACACGCCCUAUGUGGCGAUUCUGCGUUCCUGCAACAGAGAGUCACGUUGGGGGCUUUGGAGCAAAGAGGGAUGCUUCCGCACCCAGCGGGUGUUGAGCCUUUGCGUGGAAACCGUGGGAGAAAACUGCGUGCGGGUAAAGUGGGAGCGUGCCGAGGUGGAUUGCUCCGAGGACGGGCGCAGUGCCGGCACCAAGGCGGAGCCCAUCGUGUACCAGUUGCUGCUGAAGGCCGGCGCCGAGACCAUUGAGCGUCUGAUUCAGCACAGCGAGUGUGGGGUGACGGAGGAUGACUUCAAGCUGCCCACCUACGUGGUGGAGGGACUCACCCCGGCGACAAGCUACCUCAUGGCGCUGCAGCCGGGCUACGAAGAAAACCGCUGGGGGUUAUGGACCCCCUCCAUCAGCUUUAAGACGCGGCAGCCCAUCAGCAUCACGCCUGCCACCAUUGGCUCGGACCGUCUGGUGUUUGCGCUUGGUCGCAUCCCCGAGACACCGUCAGUCGAGGGGAGCACUGUCGAGGAAGGAAGCGAAAGUCCCGAGCGGACGGUGCCGUCCGCGAAUGUUGUCAGUUACCAGCUGGUGCUCCUCAAGGUGGAUGAGCAGCACACGGAGCCUGAAAAGGAGCGUGGAAGUGACACGAACGUUUUUGCCGGCCUCUUCCCCAUCUCCACGGGGACAGCACAGUCUGUGAAUACCGCUUCUGUUCCUGGUACCUCGACGCCUGCAAAUCUCACCACAACGAUUCCUGAGCUCUCUGCGGGGGCGGAUGCAGAACGGUCUGCGAUUGCGUCUCCUACAACCCUGGUGGCCGACGCAGAGCACGCGGCCAGCGUGCCUGGUGCCGUUGUUGACGCAGAUGCUCAUGCAACUGAUACGGGUGACAGGCCGCCCGCGGCCAAGGAUCGUGUUGCCAGCGUGACGAUAGGGGACGAGGUUGCCGUGCACGAGUGGCGGGAGCGUGGAAGUUUGUCACGCAGCGCCGUCAUGUUUCUGCCACCAAGGAGGGAGAAUGUUGUCAUGGAGCGCGAGUUUGCGGUGGACCCGGAGGACCCAACCAAGACGAUUUGUGAGCUGGAGGGGCUGGAAAGCUCCACCUCGUACAAGGCCCGCGCCCGCGCCCUGGAUGAAAACGGGAUGUGGGGGGCGUGGGCGGAGCUGAUGGUGGAGACGGCACCGUUUCCACCCCACUCCGUGGCGCUGCACCGCCUCAACGCUCAGUUCUGCAUGCUGCAGUGGGAGGCCCCCGACAACCGCUACCUCUACCGCUACGUGGUGGAGCAGGCAUGUGCGGCGGCCGAGACCCGCGGGAAAGCAAAGGGCGGGACGGAGUGGCGGGUGACUGAAAUGGUGGAGGACACCUUCUGCCGGGUGCGGUUCACUGUCCCGCCGAACAAGAUGCGCUGCCGCGUCAAGGCCGCGCGGGUGGGCGAGGGCCAUGAGUUCAGUGACUUCUGUGAGCCGGUGAAGCUGUCAAGCGGCGCCCCGCCGGAGGCGGUGACGAACCUCACCGUCACGGCCAUUGCACGCAACUUCAUCACCGUGACGUGGGCGCAGUCGCGGUCCGAGAUCGCAGGCACCUCGCGCCAGGCACGCACCUUGACGUACCGCGUCUACCUCGGCAUCCGCGAGCAAACGCCGAUCCUCGUGACCACCUCCUCCCGCACCACCAGCUACACGUUGGAGGACCUGGAGCCGUCGACAGAGUACACGAUCCAAGUUGUGGUGGAAAACGCGGAUGGCAUGAGCUACAACAACCCCAUGAUUCGCGCUGUCACGAGAAGCGAGCAGGACGAGACAGUCCUGCGGCAGGAAGAGGGCCAGCCACCACUUGGCAGCAUCGUAGAACCCUUGACCUCCAUGCGGCGCACCAUCCUGCCUGAGAUUCCCUCCGCGCGCCCAACCCUGAUCCCGCAGCCGCCGUCACGCCUGCGGCGGAAGAAGAGUCGUGCUAGGACUCUCGCCGGGACGGCGUUGGUGUCAGCCACGGGGGCGGCGGCUUCGGCUACUAAUGACGGCCGUGGAGCCUCCAUGUUUUUGCCUCGCACAGGCUCAGCACCGAAUGCGGUGGACGGCAGUGCAAAACGAGGAACCCGAGACCGGUUUCCUUCCAUAAGGAAGACGCGUUGA